AUGAGACAAGCUCGAAGACUCGUGCGUCGUGCGGCCAGCGUGGCUGCACAGAGCCGUGAGGCUGUCGAGCCAUCAUUUGUUUUCAACUCGGAGAACUUUCAACGUCCUACUUUGCCAGCAGGUCUUCGCAUUCGGGAGAUUUCCCGGGAGAUUGCUACAGAUGCGUCCCUCGCAGGUUUGGGCAGGUUGGUUCAUCGACCGGAGGAUUUCACAGUGGAGGCAAAAACUUUUGAGAUCACCCAGUGGCCUCAACCGGGCUGGCGCCCUUUGGAUCCUGGUACCGGGGAUGAGGCAGGAACAACGGAAGGCGACUUCGAGGUGAAGUGGAAGGGUGAUUAUUUCUAUGGCCAGAAUCUGGCCAUUGCAACAACCAACAACAAGUACCUGGAUGGCCUGGGUGCUUUGUCAUCGGGGGGAAGGACUUCUGACAGCGCAGCACUGCGUGUGGGGGGGGCAUCCUUGGGAAAAAAGUAA
Symbiodinium necroappetens is the source of this 474-nucleotide messenger RNA. The record is from the annotation of a GenBank genome assembly. NCBI's taxonomy places the organism in Eukaryota, Dinophyceae, Suessiales, Symbiodiniaceae.